AUGGCUUCCUUCACCUCGAGCCCUAAGCUGCAGCUCGCCGCCACUGCCGUCGUGUCCGCCGCUGUCGCUGCUGGUGCCCUCCUCACCUACCAACGUCUGCAGCACGACGAGCGCCUCUAUCGCCUCAAGCGCUCUAUACCCGAACCCAAAGCCAACGAUAGCCUCAUACAGCCGGUCACCAGCACCGGCCCCCUCCCCCGACCCGACAAGGAGGAUGAACACAACCAGCUCCUGGCCCAGCGCGCCCAGAGCGGCGACUUCGACGAUGAACUUAUCCUCGAGCAGCUAGCUAGGAACCGCGUCUUCCUCGGCCGGGACGGCCUCGACAAGCUGCGCGGCGCCUUCGUCGUCGUCGUCGGCUGCGGCGGCGUCGGCUCCCACGCCACUGCCGCUCUCGCCCGCUCCGGCGUCUCGCGCAUCCGCCUCGUCGACUUUGACCAGGUCACCCUCAGCUCCCUCAACCGCCACGCCGUCGCCACCCUCGCCGACGUCGGCCUCUCUAAGGUCCAGUGCCUGCAGCGCCGCCUCAUGGCCGUCACCCCCUGGGUGCGCUUCGACAUGCGCCUGCAGAAGUUCGACGGCCGGAGCGCCCCCUCUCUGCUGGCCGGCUGGGAGGGCAGCGACUCCCAGAAGCCAGACUUUGUCAUCGACGCCAUCGACAACAUCGACUCCAAGGUCGAGCUGCUCAAGUACUGCUGGGACCACGGCCUGCCCGUCAUCUCGUCCAUGGGCGCCGGCACCAAGAGCGACCCCACGCGCAUCAUGGUCGGCGACAUCGGCACCAGCACCGACGACGGCCUCUCGCGCGCCACUCGCCGCUGCCUCAAGCUGCUAGGCGUCACCAGCGGCAUCCCCGUCGUCUACUCGACCGAGAAGAUGGGCGACGGCAAGGCCGCCCUAGUCCCGCUCCCCGACGACGAGUUCGAGAAGGGCUCCGUCGGCGACCUGGGGCCCCUGCCCGACUUUCGCGUGCGCAUCCUGCCCGUGCUGGGCACCAUGCCCGCCGUUUUCGGAUACACGGUCGCGAACCACGUCAUCUUGAAGAUCACCGGCUACCCGCUCGACUACGUCCCCGGCAAGGCGCGGAGCAAGAUGUACGACGGCAUCCUAGCCUUUGUGCAGAGCGUCGAGGAGAGCCUCGUGCGCGAGCACUACGGCCGAGCCUCAAACCUGUCGGUCGGGCUCAAGGUGCCGCUCACGCACGGCGACAUCGCCUUCCUCGUCGAGGAGGUGUACCGCGGCCGGAGCGUCCUCACGGGCAUCCCCACCAAGCUCGUUCUGGUGCGGUGGCAGAAGCCGCCGCGCGGCAGCACGCUGGUCCGGAUCGCCGCCGGCACCAACGACACGGAGCAGAGGUCGUCCGACGUCAGGCUGCGCGACCUCGUCGUCAUGACCAAGGACGAGGCCGCGCGCCACCAGAAGGAGGUGCUGCAGGGCGACAAGGUUCCAGGGGAGCUCUACGACGCCGCCGUUGUUGCUAAGGUCGAGGCGAGGCAGAAGGAAGUCGAGGCGUACGAGCAUUACAGGUGA
This is a messenger RNA of Lasiosphaeria miniovina, 1530 nucleotides long. RefSeq lists its product as uncharacterized. Gene Ontology annotation, molecular function: ubiquitin-like modifier activating enzyme activity; tRNA threonylcarbamoyladenosine dehydratase activity. Gene Ontology annotation, cellular component: mitochondrial outer membrane. Gene Ontology annotation, biological process: cyclic threonylcarbamoyladenosine biosynthetic process. The coding region runs from base 1 to 1530 and encodes 509 amino acids. The transcript is spliced from 3 exons. The record is from RefSeq and is a predicted model, not a curated record. Lineage: Eukaryota; Fungi; Ascomycota; Sordariomycetes; Sordariales; Lasiosphaeriaceae.